CAAAUAGACAGGUAUCAUGCUAAAUAUUCUGAUGCCAAUUCAGGAAAGUAAUUAUUUUUGAAGUUUUAAUAGCGGUGUGGCAAAAAUAGAAACUACGACUUUUGCGCUUUUGUUUUGUCUGCGUUUUCCAAUUUCCUGCCCUUGUUUUUUGUAUUACUCAUUUCCAUGUUUAUUGAUUAAAUAUUGUCUACUAAGGAAUAUGGGUAGUUUAUAUCUUGUAUUUAUACUUUUUCAGGCUGGCUAAUUUUAAAAGUAGUAAAUCAGUUUCUGGCCUCUGAUUGCUGCAUUUUAGGUUUAUUCAUUAUCAUGUUGUUAGCUCAGAGGGAGUGAGGAUGGUUUCUGAUGGGCUCUGCUGGGCGGGGCUUCCCUCCUGCUUGGCUGGGCUUCCCUCCUGCUGGGCUGGGCUUCCCUCCUGCUGGGCGGGGCUUCCCUCCUCCUGGGCAGGGCUUCCCUCCUGCUGGGCUGGGCUUCCCUCCUGUUGGGCUGGGCUUCCCUCCUGCUGGGCGGGGCUUCCCUCCUGCUGGACUGGGCUUCCCUCCUGCUGGUCUGGGCUUCCCUCCUGCUGGACUGGGCUUCCCUCCUGCUGGGCGGGGCUUCCCUCCUGUGAGGCGGGGCUUCUUGUCUCCUGGGUGGGGCUUCCCUCUUGCUGGGCAGGGCUUCCCUCCUGCUGAGCGGGGGCUCCCUCCUGCUGGGCGAGGCUUUCUGCCUGUUGGGCUGGGGGUUCCUUAUCCGUGGCCAGAGGCAGCUCCAGGGGACCCUCGGUGGAAUUCUGAAUCUGCUUGUUGCCAGUGAGGGAGACCUUCAGUGGGUGGAGCGCCAUGGAGCAGCCCACAACCUUCAGGGAUGUGCUAUUCUCCUCAGUCUUGGCAGGCCGGGGUGGGCGGGGUCUGGAGGCCAGCAUAGGGCGGUGUCUGCACCUCUGUGGGCCCUGGAAUGCCAGGAACCUCUCCGCAGGGGUGAGCGGGACCACCUUGUUCUGCAGCCACUGGAAAGCCCUGAUCUUCUGUGUGACUACAUCCUUCAUUUCCUGGUUGACCCUCUUCACCUCCACCAUGGGGAAUAGUAAUGAUUUUUUCCCUCCCUGCAAGUUGCUAGGUGCCUGAUUAUUCAUCCUCAGUAGGUUUUUGCGCAAGGCAUGUGUGUACUGAUCACACUGGAAUUAAUAAAAAUAUUCCAGUAUUAAAAAAGUGCCAUUAUGACAAAAUGAUGUUGCUGCUCCAUUCCUGUUGCUGCACUGAGUUGUGCAGCAUUUUAUUUUAUUAUCAAGUCAGGUCGCAAUGGAGCAUUAUAUAAUAAUUUGGCCCAUUGUGAUGUUUUGUGUCAGAAUAACACAUUAUGACAUCACAACAGGUUGACGUGUUCUUUUGCUGCAAAAUUCCAUAUUCCUGACUGUUGCUCAGCAGCCAAGCCCAUCCAUGUAUUUUUUUUAAUAAAGUAUUUUAUAAUACAAAGAGAGGGUGAAAAACUGCUUCAAAUGCAUUUUAAAUGUAUGCAUUUUGCAUAAAAUAUUCAGUUUCCAACUGUAUUUUAUGAUUGAAGAUUGUUUUUUAAAUAAUACUUUUUUAAUUACAGAUAUUGAUUACUGGAUUAAGGUAACACUGUCUGAAAAUGGUAAUGGUAAUUUAAUAUCGUUUCACCCUUUUAAGACAGGAUGCAUGAAAGAGUUGGUAAUGUGCAUGAAUGGUAACAUGUUAACAUUUUCUUCUCACAGUUUCCUUUUCACUGUGACCUUUUUAAAUAUGAUUUGAAUGUUCAUUAUGGCUAUGGUAUGAUUCAGAGACUUAGUAACCAUACAGAUCUUAAAGUAAAGUUAAAGUCUAAAACAUCUAUAGACAACUAGAAUUAUAAGUAGGGUGUUUUUUUAACUGUCAAACCACUGGGCUUAAGCCUACGUCAGCUACCAUUAAGCAACUUUGCAGUAUUUGUGAUCAACCACUGCGCUGUGAGUUUAAAACUACUGUUUGUAAACAUUUACCAUUGACAACCAGAAUUAAUGAAAAAUGCAUUUUAUAUUUUUGGAGCCUGCCCUGGUCAGAUUAGGGAGUGAAACAAACAACUGAGGCAAUAAUAGCAUUUGCAUUUUGUAAUAUAAAUUUUGAUGGCUAUUAACUUUCCAGCAAUUUAGAAGGUCUUGGGAGGAGAGCUUUAGUAACUUCACAGAGUAACUUCCUUAGUCACUCUGUAAACAUCAGCCAUUCUACAUUUAGAGCAUCUCAAAAGGGGUGUUGCAGUUUGUGCAAAUGCUUUUCUUCAGUGUGAUUGGCUGUACCACAAUUUAGCCACCCAUAUGUUAUGUUGAUCUGGCUAGAGUCCCUGCCUCCAGUCAAACCAUGAUUCGCCAGAAGGAGUAACUCAUUUAAAAAGCAACCAGUUUAAGAAACCACAUUCCCCAGAAUUUUAUCAGACCGUCUCAGAAUGGCAGCCUCGUCAUAAAUUAUUGAGCCUGACAAUCUAAGCUCCUAAGCAUGCUCCUUUUAACUCGUUCAGCCCUCCAACUUGUAAUUUAUGCUUAAUGGCCAGGGCAGCUUUUAAUAGUUCUUUACAGUUUCUUUACUCAUUAAUACAUUUUUACAUAUGUAUGCAUGUAUGAAACAAUCAAUGCAAUUAAAUCUUGUAAAGAUGAGUGUGCCCUGUCACACCGUCGGCACUGAUAUUCAUAAUUUUUUAGCCUGGUAAUAUAUGCAUGUACAUGUCUCUCUGAGACUUCUCCAGUAGCACACUCAUUUACCCGGUUACACCACCUUUCUGUUUUUUUUUUCCCACUGUUCAUCCAGCAUGCAGCCGAGAGAGAGUAGCUGGAGCAGGAAGGAGGGGCUGAGCGCUAACUCCUCCCAGUUCACACUGGAUGGUGCGGCUUUCCGCAUCCUGGGUGGCUCCGCCCACUACUUCCGCAUCCCCAGAGCACACUGGAAGGACCGCCUCCUGAAGAUGAAGGCCUGCGGGCUCAACACUCUCACCACGUAUGUGCCUUGGAACCUGCAUGAGCCAUGGAGAGGAAAGUUUGAUUUCCAGAACCAGUUGGACUUAGAAGCCUACAUCCGUCUGGCUGAGGAGGUGGGACUUUGGGUGAUUCUGCGUCCGGGACCCUACAUCUGCUCAGAAUGGGACCUUGGAGGGCUGCCCAGCUGGCUUCUGCGUGACAAAAACAUGAAACUGCGGACGACUUACCCAGGAUUCACUGAGGCUGUCAACUCAUUUUUUGACGAGCUCAUUCCAAGAGUUACGCCUUUGCAGUACAUGAGAGGAGGCCCCAUCAUAGCAGUUCAAGUGGAGAAUGAAUACGGCUCGUAUGCGAAGGACAACCACUACAUGGGCUUCAUCAAAGAGGCUCUGCUGUCCAGGGGGAUCAGAGAACUUCUUAUGACAUCAGACAAUCGUGAGGGGUUAAAGUGUGGGGGCGUGGCUGGAGCCCUGAAGACCAUCAACUUGCAAAGCCUGACACCUGGAGUAGUAAACUAUCUGGGUCACAUGCAGGAUGGGAAGCCUAAGAUGGUUAUGGAAUACUGGUGCGGAUGGUUUGAUGUCUGGGGUGACCCUCACCAUGUGUUUCAUGCCGAGGACAUGGUCCCCGUGGUGACGGAGAUUCUGAAACAGGGCAUGUCCAUCAACCUGUACAUGUUCCACGGAGGGACGAAUUUUGGGUUCAUGAACGGAGCCGUGGACCUGGGCACAUACAAGCCCCAGGUUAGCAGCUACGAUUACGACGCGCCCUUAUCUGAAGCCGGGGAAUACACCCUGAAAUGCCACCGUCUGAGGGAAUUAUUCAGUCACUACCACAGUGAGACACUGCCUGAGCAACCUGCUCUCCAGGGGCGGAAAGUGUACGAAGCGGUCGUCAUCGACCAGUACCUGUCCUUAUGGGAGGCCCUGAAGUUCACUGAUGAGCCUUUUAUAUCAGCGACGCCGGUCAAUAUGGAGAACCUUCCGGUGAACAACGGCAAUGGCCAGUCCUAUGGGUACACCCUGUACGAGACCACGGUCACCAGCGGAGGGGCUCUGAACUCCAGGAACAAAGUCCGCGACCGCGCCCUGGUGUUUGUGGACCGAGUUUACAUCGGGGUUCUCAACUAUAAGACUGUGGAACUUGCAGUGCCUGAUGGGAAGGGAGAGCAAAAGCUGAGUUUACUGGUGGAGAACUGUGGAAGGGUGAACUAUGGGAAUGCUCUGGAUGAGCAACGUAAAGGUCUUGUGGGACAAAUUGCAUUGAAUAAUACCCCACUGAAAAACUUUACCAUCUACAGUCUGGAUAUGAAGCCAAAUUUCAUAGAUGGAUUGCACAGAAAGCAUUGGAAUAUCCUUCCAGAAAAGCUCACCUACCCUGGAUUCUUCCAGGGCCAGCUGAAGGUGGAUGGCAAUCCCACAGACACCUUCCUGAAGCUUCCAGGCUGGGGUAAAGGAGUGGUGUUUAUUAAUGGGCAAAAUCUUGGACGCCACUGGUCAAUAGGACCCCAACAAACCCUCUACUUACCAGCACCCUGGCUUCACAGCGGCAUGAAUCAGGUUAUUGUGUUUGAGGAACGGGAAUCCGGUGACAGAAUCCAGUUCUCUGACUCUCCUGAACUGGGGAAGACCAUCAGUGUGUACAGACCUCAUUUAUGCAAUGUAUUGUAAGUGAAAAAUGCAUUAUGAAAUGAAGGCUGUAUAUUUAGGCCACAGCCACACACUCCUGCUUUAUUGCUUCAGUACAACUACACUCUCAGAACUGGAGGACAAGGAUAAAGUGGAUUUCUUUGGAUGGCGAUACACUCGAUCAAGUGAUUGUGUGCCUGACUACACUACCUGUCUGAAGAAAUCUCUGGGGCCAGGGCUGAGAAGCCAUGCAGGCACGGUGACCAUACAGCACCAGGCUACAGUCACUGUGGUCCUACGACACCAGGCUACAGUCACUGUGGUCCUACGUCAUCAGGCUAUAGUCACUGUGGUCCAUGUGCUUACAAACUGUCCGAAUAAGUCACUGUAAAUUAUUAUUAUGGACAACAGUGCAGUAUAAUGUAACACAAGGGUUGCAAAUUCAGUUCUCAGGAGGGACACUCGUUGUACCCUUGAGCAAGGUACUUAACUUAUAAAUUUAUACUUAACAGCAUAUAUCCAGCUGUAUGAAUGGAUACUAUGUAAAAAAAAUAGUGCUCUGGCUGAGAGCAUCUGCUAUAUGCUAGUCUUGCAAUGUAUUUUUCAAAGUACUAUAUUGUUUCAGUUCUAACUACAUUAGAUAAAUAAAAUAUCCAUAAGA
Messenger RNA from Anguilla rostrata (American eel), 5230 nucleotides. Its product is annotated as beta-galactosidase-1-like protein 2. Gene Ontology annotation, cellular component: vacuole. Gene Ontology annotation, molecular function: beta-galactosidase activity. The record is from RefSeq and is a predicted model, not a curated record. Gene Ontology annotation, biological process: carbohydrate metabolic process. Lineage: Eukaryota; Metazoa; Chordata; Actinopteri; Anguilliformes; Anguillidae. The transcript is spliced from 18 exons. Bases 2776 to 4611 code for a protein of 611 amino acids.